UUGAAACUUCCGGGUGUUGCAAUCAUCUUUGUCCCCUUCAAAAAUGGCGAGUCUUGCCGCCGCUGCAGCCGCCGCUGCUGCCGCGGCUGCUAACAGAGACCCCGCGGUCGACCGUUCAUUACGCUCGGUGUUUGUGGGAAACAUUCCUUAUGAAGCAACCGAAGAACAGUUAAAAGACAUCUUCUCUGAAGUCGGACUUGUUGUUAGCUUCAGGUUGGUGUAUGACAGGGAGACGGGAAAACCAAAGGGUUAUGGCUUUUGUGAGUACCAGGACCAGGAGACUGCGCUCAGUGCCAUGCGCAAUCUCAAUGGCAGAGAGUUCAACGGACGCGCCUUACGUGUUGACAACGCAGCCAGUGAGAAAAACAAGGAAGAGCUUAAAAGUUUGGGAACAGGAGCCCCCGUCAUUGAAUCGCCAUUUGGGGACAGCGUGGCAACAGAGGAGGCUCCUGAGUCCAUUAGCCGAGCUGUGGCCAGUCUGCCACCAGAACAGAUGUUUGAACUUAUGAAACAGAUGAAGCUAUGUGUCCAAAACAGUCCCCAGGAGGCGAGGAACAUGCUGCUGCAGAACCCUCAGCUGGCCUAUGCCCUGUUACAGGCACAAGUGGUCAUGCGCAUCGUGGAUCCGGAGAUUGCCUUGAAAAUGCUUCACCGCCAAAACACACCCCAGCCGCUCAUCUCAAGUGCACAAGGGGGAGGAGCCGCUCCGGUCAAUCCACCUGCCCUGCCCAACAUGGCCGCCCCACAGCAGCAGCCUGUGGCAGGGAUGCACGUCAAUGGAGCACCUCCGAUGAUGCAGCCUCCCAACAUGGGUGUUGUGCCUGGACCUGGACCAGUGCCAGCCCCGGGUCCCAGUGCCCCUCCAGGAAACCUCCAGCAUUCCCCCACAGGAUCAUCUGCACAAGCUGCUAUCGAGCGGCCUCAAGGAGGAGGCGGCAUCCCUCCCAGAGGCCUUCUGGGUGACGGACCCAAUGAUCCACGAGGAGGCAGCCUGCUGUCGGUCACAGGCGACACCAUUGACCCCAACCGAGGCUACAUGGGAGCGCCUCCGCCCCACGCCCCACCUCCGGUGCACAUGGGCCCAAUGGGAGGCGGACCGCCGCCGGAUAUGCGAGGGCCACCAAUAGACAUGAGAGGGCCGCCAAUGGGCGAACCACGCAGUAUGAUGGGUGACCCCAGAGGGCCUCCGAUGAUGGAGCAGCGGGGACUGCCGAUGGAAGCCAGAGGCCGCGAUCCCAGAGCGAUGGACGCCCGCGGCCCCGUGGCAGGCCAGAGAGUUCCCAUGGCGGGAGCAAUGCAAGGCCCCAUCCCCCACAACAUGGGCCCCAACGCACCCCUGCCCACCCGGCCGGGUCCCGUAAUUUCGGGAGUUCCUCCUUCGGGAGCAGGAGGUGGCGGCUUCAGUCCGGCUCAAAACCAAGUUUCCACACAAGACCAGGAGAAGGCUGCCCUGAUCAUGCAAGUUCUCCAGCUGACGCCAGAACAGAUCGCCAUGCUGCCCCCCGAGCAGAGGCAGAGCAUCCUCAUCCUCAAAGAACAGAUCCAGAAAACCACCGGCGCACCUUGAUUGCCACCUGCGGUGCGUAAGGGGGCAGAACUUCUGACCUCCACCUGAAUUUGUCUCAUUAGUUUAGAUGGUUGUAUAGUUAAACAUUUUUCUCAUGUCUUUUUUUUUUUUUUUUUUUUGAUGACAUCCAACCCAAAAUGUGUGACCACAAAUAUUACCACAUCAUCCUUUUUUUUCCCCCCCAACUUCUCAUCAAUAAAACAAAGCUACUUAAAA
Molecule: messenger RNA, 1783 nt
Organism: Syngnathus acus (greater pipefish)
Lineage: Eukaryota; Metazoa; Chordata; Actinopteri; Syngnathiformes; Syngnathidae
Gene: cstf2
Product: cleavage stimulation factor, 3' pre-RNA, subunit 2
Exons: 14
Coding region: 44-1567 (507 amino acids)
Biological process (GO): mRNA 3'-end processing
Cellular component (GO): mRNA cleavage and polyadenylation specificity factor complex
Molecular function (GO): mRNA binding
Source: RefSeq, a predicted model, not a curated record